AUGGAUCCCCAGUCCAUUACCCCCUGCGAUGCAUCGCUAUAUGGCUUCGAUGAAGAAGCGCACACCGUGUUGCUGCACACCCUGCAGCAACACCACCAGCGGCUCCGGGUGGCUCCGCAGGACGUCAAAGCAGAGAGUCCAGUGGUGUUCACUGACGUUUGGGUGUCAGAUUUGGCGCUUACAAAAAUGAUGCUACAUGCGGAGAAGGGGGGACGGAUCGAAGUCAUGGGAUUGCUCCUGGGGAAGGCUGUUACUGUUGAACCGACAGAUCCGGCGCCUCAUUUUAGCGAUUCUGUUUCGUUCGUUGCUCCACCCAAAGAUGGGGACGUCCGCGAGCAGAGCUGCGAUCCAGCGUGCAUGCAUGCCGAAGGGGAUGGCGGAGCAGAAGCAGGCAGGCAGAUAGAAAGGCGGAGGGGUUACUUUGUGGUGACGGACUGUUUUGCGCUUCCUGUAGAGGGCACGGAGACGCGAGUGAAUGCAGCUGAGGAUGCUAACGAAUACAUGAUCCAAUAUCUAGAGGAGGCAGAGAAAAUCCCAACACCGCAAAAAGUUGUCGGCUGGUAUCACUCUCACCCAAACUACGGCUGCUGGCUGUCAGGAAUUGAUGUCAGAACACAGCAACUGCAGCAGCAGCACCAGGAUCCCUUUCUAGCUAUUGUGUUGGGUGCAUUCCGAACUUUCCUCCCGGGAGAGGAAAGGCGACACAUAGAUGAAAUGGACAAAGCUGAACCGCUGCUUCCCGAAGAUAAAGUUCAUGACUUCGGAGUUCAUUGGCAACACUACUAUCCGUUAAAGGUUCAUUAUUGCUGCAACUCGCUGAGCGCCAAAUUGAUAGAAGGCAUGAAAAAAAUAUCCUGGCCACACAUCCUGACAACCCGGUCUCUCCAAGCGGCGCAGGACCGCGCCACGCAGAUCUCCAGAGUCUCGUCCCUUCUGGAUUCAGCCAAAGAGGCAAUUGCCGCAAGCGAUGCGAUGUCGAGAAUGUACGCAAAGGACUUGGCCAGAACGCGGCAAGUCUGCGUGGGAGGAAACAGGAGUCCGACCCCACAAGAGUCUGGUGACUCAGUAGACAUUUCCUCGGUGAUUUCGCUGCCGGAUGAGCUGAAUCCUCAGACCAAACCCCCAACAGCGACACUGAGGAAUACCGCUGAGGAAGCUGCAGGAGUUGCUCUGCAGGCCAUGGAGGCAUUGGUGGAAACUGCAGCCUUGAGCGCAGCAUACCCCGACAGGAUGAGUUGGGCCGAAAGGCUAAUGGCCGAAAACAAAAAAGAAAAUAUCCCGCUGCCUCUUAGUCAAUCCGACCAUCCGAAUAAGCAUUUCUUGCACGAGGAUAGAGCCGUUAAAGUCGAGCCAGAUGUGAACGGAGCGAUCGAGUAUUACGUAGAAGGCGACGCACGGGUGGAGCUAUAG
Molecule: messenger RNA, 1410 nt
Organism: Cyclospora cayetanensis
Lineage: Eukaryota; Apicomplexa; Conoidasida; Eucoccidiorida; Eimeriidae
Product: COP9 signalosome complex subunit 5
Exons: 7
Coding region: 1-1410 (469 amino acids)
Biological process (GO): protein deneddylation
Cellular component (GO): cytoplasm; COP9 signalosome
Molecular function (GO): deNEDDylase activity; protein binding; metallopeptidase activity
Source: RefSeq, a predicted model, not a curated record